Papaver somniferum (opium poppy) is the source of this 741-nucleotide messenger RNA. Its product is annotated as 14 kDa proline-rich protein DC2.15-like. The record is from RefSeq and is a predicted model, not a curated record. The transcript has a single exon. Lineage: Eukaryota; Viridiplantae; Streptophyta; Magnoliopsida; Ranunculales; Papaveraceae. The coding region runs from base 82 to 525 and encodes 147 amino acids.
CUUAAAUCCUCGUCUGCACAGCUUAUCUCACAGUACGCACUAAGAUUACCAGCUUUAGAAUCGUACUACAUAUAUCAGCAAAUGGCGGCUUUAACAUCAACUGUGCUCUUCUUGUCUCUAAACCUACUGUUCUUUACUUUGGUGACUUCAGCUUAUGCUUCAUGCCCACCACCACCAAAGAGUACAAUACCUAAACGACCUCCAACUUAUACACCACCAAAAACCAACCCAUCCCCGAAAUUCCCAGUACCAUCGACAAAGCCUAUUCUUUGCCCAAGGGAUACCUUAAAACUGGCUGCUUGCGCUGAUGUGUUAAAUGGUGUUGUACACCUUAUUGUUGGAACACCACCUAACACUCCUUGUUGCAGCCUCAUUAAUGGUUUGGUUGAUCUUGAAGCUGCAGUUUGUUUAUGCACCGCCCUUAGAGCUCAGGUUUUGGGAAUCAACCUUGACGUUUCCGUGGCCCUCAGUUUACUUCUAAAUACUUGUGGCAAGAAAGUUCCAUAUGGUUUCCAAUGCGCAUAAUUUUUUCUAUACACUGGCAUGAACUGAUAAAUGCUGGCCUCUUAUCCGCUUAUUGCUUCUUUGUUUCCCUGGUUCCAACCUUUCGCUUCGUUUGUUUAGAUGUGUGUUUUCCCAAUGGUCGUUUGUUGUGCCUUUACUUCUUCAUGUUUUCCGAUUCUGCCUGUAAUUUUUAAAUUUUUGGUUAAAUUUGUGAUUAAUUCAGAAAGAUUGCCAUCA